Molecule: messenger RNA, 1436 nt
Organism: Hevea brasiliensis (rubber tree)
Lineage: Eukaryota; Viridiplantae; Streptophyta; Magnoliopsida; Malpighiales; Euphorbiaceae
Product: beta-glucuronosyltransferase GlcAT14C
Exons: 4
Coding region: 140-1390 (416 amino acids)
Cellular component (GO): membrane
Molecular function (GO): glucuronosyltransferase activity
Source: RefSeq, a predicted model, not a curated record
AGCCUCACCCACCUGAACCCCCAACUUCAACCCACCACCCUAGCCGACACGGAUUCGCCAACCUGAAACCCACCACCACCACCACCACCACAACAAAUCGCUGCACAAGCCACCGAUUUAUGCUUAUUUUCAUUUUCAAAUGAAAAGAAAUCACAAUUCUUACUCUCUGGAUCGAAGAAGAUGGCUAAUGCCAUUAAUUAUACUCGCUAUACUUUCUCUCUUAAUUAUUCUUACGCUUGGCUACUCCAAAUCACCUACGCCAACUGGUGUUUCUUCAAAUCAAUCGAAAUAUAGCGUUCCUGACUGGAAUUUCGGUGACCGAUUAGUGCUUCCGAAAUUCCCGAGAUUUGCGUACUUGAUUUCCGGCACCAAUGGCGAGGGUGCUCUAGUGAAGCGACUUCUUCAGGCGGUGUAUCAUCCGAGAAAUUACUAUCUUCUGCAUCUCGAUCUAGAAGCAUCGGAUGCUGAGAGGCUUGAGCUUGCGAAGUAUGUGAAAUCGGACGGUGUGAUUCGUGUGUUUAGGAAUGUGAUGGUGAUUGGUAAGGCAGAUUUGAUCACUUAUAAAGGACCAACUGCGAUUGCUAGUACGCUUCAUGCUAUUGCGAUUUUGUUGAAGCAGGCCGGCGACUGGGAUUGGUUUGUUAAUUUAAGCGCAUCGGACUAUCCUCUAAUGCCUCAAGAUGAUAUCUUGCAUAUUUUCUCAUACUUGCCUAGGGAUCUGAACUUCCUUGAGCACACAAGUAGUAUUGGUUGGAAAGAGUAUCAAAUAGCGAGGCCUAUAAUUAUAGAUCCAGGGUUAUAUCAUUCAACGAAAUCCGGUGUAUUUUGGGCCAAGGAGAAAAGGGCCUUGCCUGCUUCUUUCAAGCUAUUUAUGGGAUCUGAAUGGGUGGUGCUGACAAGGUCAUUUCUUGAAUUCUGUGUUUGGGGAUGGGAUAAUCUUCCCCGCACUCUCCUCAUGUACUAUGCAAAUUUCCUGUCAUCACCAGAGGGUUAUUUCCAUACCCUUGUGUGCAAUCACAAGGAUUAUCAAAACACUACUGUAAAUAAUGACUUGCAUUACAUAAAGUGGGAUAACCCUCCAAAGCAACGUCCAAUAUCUCUAGCUUUGGAACAUUUUGAAGAAAUGGUUGAAAGUGGUGCCCCUUUUGCUCGUGAAUUUGCUAAGGAUGAUCCAGUUCUCAACAAAAUUGAUGAAAAACUUUUGAGGAGAUCGGAUGGGCGGUUUACUCCAGGCGGAUGGUGUGUGGGCAAUACUGUUUUAGGCAAAGAUCCUUGUGUUGCAUAUGGGAGUCCAAAUGCUGUUAAACCAACUGUAAGUUCUAAGAGGCUAGAGAAACUAAUAUUGGCACUUCUUGACUCUGAAAAUUUUAGAUCUAAACAGUGUAAGUAGUUCUGUAAACGCUUGAUUCUUUUUAUUUGCAUAGAUGCUUUGUUAA